UUGAAUUAUUCAUCAAAAGUAACAAUGGUGUAUAAAUACUGUUAAGCCACAAAAUCCGAUAGAAAAGUGCAAUUUUUCCAUUCUCAUGUAAUAUUAGGAUUUGUUGCCUCCGGUGUCUAGCUCGAUUCUCCCUUCAGGUGUUUAAGUGGACAGUUUAAGUGGCCCAAAAUGGCCAAAGUAAUAAAAACAUUGUAUGAAGGCUAUAUGUAUUAUAUGCAUGAACUUGCGGACCCUAGAACGCAUAAUAUUUAUCCAUUCUUGGUGUCCCCCGUACCAAUUUCCGUAAUUUUGUUUCUUUGGCAUCGAUUCGUGUUCAAAUGGGGCCCGGAAUACAUGAAGAACAGGAAACCUUUCGAGCUGAAAAAAAUCAUGAUUGCUUAUAAUAUCUGCCAAGUUAUGGUCAACAGUUGGAUAUUUUACGGUCUGCUUAUGUCCAUUCAUGUGGUCAAUUGGACAUGUACUCCAGUGGACUAUUCAGAAAGCUAUUGGGGAAUAAGCCACCUCACGUAUGCUUACUAUUAUUUCAUUUUAAAAAUUCUGGACUUGUUGGAUACGGUGUUCUUUGUUUUGCGUAAAAAAGAUGGCCACUUAAGUUUCCUGCAUACUUACCAUCACUUUGCCAUGGCACUCGGAACUUGGUAUACUGUCAAGUAUUUUGGAGGCGGGCAUAUCUAUUUUAUAGGAUUAGCCAACACUUUGGUACAUGCGAUCUUGUACUCUUACUAUCUACUCACAGCUUACGAUAGUAAGUAUGGGAAGCUUCUUUGGUUGAAAAAGUCUAUCACCACAAUUCAGUUGGUGCAGUUCGUUUUUUUCGCCUGGAGCUUCACGAAUGUUCUAUUGAGGCCAACAUGCAAGUUUUCGAAACUAUACACUGUGAUCGUGUUACCUCAAAACGUAUUGAUGAUUGUUUUGUUCGGCAAUUUUUACUUUCAAACGUAUAUUCGGGCCAAGCAGCCGCCUAUAGAAAAAGCCGAAACACUAGCAAGCAAUAAAAAUCGACACGCAAAUAUUAAAACCCACUAAUAAGAGUUUUUUUUUGCCAAGAAAGUUUGUUGGUUGUUAAUUGUGUUGUGUAAAUUUUGUGCUGUUUUUGUAUUUAGUUUAAGUUUAUAAUUACUGAAAAGCCCGGAAAACUCUUUUUUUUAACCUUCACUGAACGCUUUUUGCCUAUUUGUGUGCUUUCUAGUUACUUUCGUGCCACACAGGGUUCUUCAAUUUUUCCCUUCAUUGCAAGUUACACACGAAUUUGCGUGGUGUAAUAACAAUUAUAAAAACCGAUAUAAAACAUAAUUAUAUCGCAUUAGUGACUGUCCAUGCCUGAUUAGCUGUGGCAGCUUUUUUCGAACACUUUCAGCUUUAUGGGUGACAUGGAUUCUAGAUAAUGAACUCUUGAUGUUUCUCCUAUUUGUAGCCAAGCAUUAUGUAAUAGGCGACAAAUUAAUGGUCAAUGUUUUUUAGCAAAUAUCUGCUGGGUAAAUAUCCGGAGCUCAUUAAGCAGUGUUUACAGUAAUAAAUACCGUUACCUACUUAA
Molecule: messenger RNA, 1534 nt
Organism: Dendroctonus ponderosae (mountain pine beetle)
Lineage: Eukaryota; Metazoa; Arthropoda; Insecta; Coleoptera; Curculionidae
Product: elongation of very long chain fatty acids protein 1
Exons: 6
Coding region: 169-1026 (285 amino acids)
Biological process (GO): sphingolipid biosynthetic process; fatty acid elongation, saturated fatty acid; very long-chain fatty acid biosynthetic process
Cellular component (GO): endoplasmic reticulum membrane
Molecular function (GO): fatty acid elongase activity
Source: RefSeq, a predicted model, not a curated record